CGGAAUCCUCUAUCUACAGCCUGAGGGCAAUAUCGAACAUCAUGUCGCCCAGAACCCGGCGAUCGGGUCGCGAACGUAAAGUGAAUCCAAAAUACGCCAAUGACGGAUGGGACAAGGACACUCUUCGGAUUCUACGAGCCUCUUCAGAGUCGUCAGGAUCAAGUCCAGACGAAGAGCAAAGGAUCGAGAAACCGGAAAACGUCACGCAGGAUGCUGAAGGCUCAUUCGAUGAGGAUGACGACGCUUCCGAUGCUUCUGACAUUCAGUCCCAAGCGUCAGAUGUUCAAACACCAAAUGAAGAUGAAGAUAACAUGAGCGUGGUGUCCGAUGGCCAUACACUGGGAAACGUGCCAUUUCGAACGAAUCGUCGCCGAUCUGCUACUGGGACAGGGGCAGGGGUAGGCAACUCAACUACUACAACAACGACAUCAACAAUCCAUUCUCGGGGCCUUGCACCUCUCAACGCCAAAGGUGCAAAGAGCCUAGUGUAUCAUCAUAUGUUUGGACCCGAUGUAGAGGACUUGGAAGAUACCCUCGACGCUCGGGAUACCUGGUUGCUGGGACGCGACGUGACGCUCCCAAGUCGUAAGACCCUAUCUAUCGCACUCCAGCGAGCCGAACAAAGAAGACGAGAUAAAGGGUCAGAUUCUUCCACGAACCCAAACUUCCACAUCCUUCCACCAAGACUACCUGAAUCCAUCGUCGACCUGAUACUCAAUCGUCAGAUCCUGAAGCCACUCGAACACCAAGAACUUUAUGAGCGUUAUCUUCACCGUCAUAGACCUUCUCAUUCUGUCGUCCUUGGACCGUUUGGUCGCCAACAGCAGUAUCCAUUGGAUUACAAUUUCCCGAUGGAUUUCGGUUGGGCAUGGCCGAAGUUUCGCGAUGCUGAAGUGGACCAGGCGUCCCAGACGGGUCAACGUUAUCAUGAAGGCUGGCUUAUCAAUGCUGGCGAAAAGAUCAACUGUCUGGCGUGGGCUCCUCAACAGCAGGACGCUCAAUACUUGGCCAUGGCCACCAGAUGCACAUCUCACCAGAGACGACAACACGAAAAGGAGGAGAACUUGCGAGCAGCAUUCCAUCCGUCACCACCGUACCCCUCGGCGAUUCAGAUCUGGGCAUUCCCUACCAAACCCACUCCGACUCCAGGGAUACGGACCAUUGCAAUGAAUCUCAAGCCAAAACUCUGUACCGUCAUGGGCACAGAGUGCGGCAACAUUCGCGCCAUGAGAUGGUGUCCAUCAACCCAGAUGACUCCGUCAACGACAACAGCAACCUCCACGGCGACAGCAUCCACCAUAGGUAUCCUGGCCAUUCUUUCCACCGACGGCAAGGUACACGUUUUCGCCAUCCCAGCACAAUUGACCAGUCCCGUCGUCGUCGCCCUGAAAGCCGAACGCGCCGGACUCACCUUGUCCCCACCUGGAGACACGGUCUUCACCACGCUCACUUUCGCCACGCCGACGGACCUCAUCCUAGGCGCGGCAGACGGCACCGUCCACCUCUUCGACCUCUCGGACCCGGACCAUGUCGACCCGCCACGAAGCUACGCGACACACCGGAUCCACAACACGUACAUCACGUCCCUGAGCGCCGCCUCCCCGGUCCACCUCGCCCCCUUCGUCGCCACGGCCUCGUCGGCCGGCGACAUCGCCCUCACGGACCUCCGCGCGCCGGCGCAGGACAAGGUCACCGUCACGCGGGCCUGCUUCCCGGCCCGGGACAUCCACUUCGCCCCCUUCACGCGGAGCUUCAUCACGGGCCUCGACCGCGUCGGCAGCACGCGCAUGGACACGCAGUCGGCCACGUUCCUGUCCUGCCACCACGUCCGCCAGUUCCACGUGAGCCUGCGCAUCGCCAAGCUGCCCGACCAGGCCGGCACCGCCACCGCCCUGUCCGGCUCGCCUCACCACCCUUGCGUCCUGGUCGGCAACGCCAGAGGUCAACUCCACGCGACCAACUACCUGCGAAAAGUCCUGCCGUACCGGAGGAACGACCCGGGGAAGGCCGUGCAGGCGUACCUACAAAAGGUAUGUGAGUACGACUGGCGACCUCUGACGAGUACGGGAAAUACGAAGCGAACAGCGACAACGGCAAGUCCGGAACCUCGUCAGGUCUCGCAGACCGAAGACGACGACGAGGAGGAAUACGACGACGGAGAAGAGGAAGAAGCGGAAGCGGAAACAAAGCCAGAAACAGAAAUUGACCUCUUCCACGGUCACGACGUCAGACCCGGCGUGUCGAGGUUCCACGAAGGGUUCAAGCCCGAAAAGAUCAACAUGGCGUACAUGCCCGACAGCAAGAAAAAGGGGCCCCACAAGGACACCGGGGCCGCAGAGGUCAUCUUUGAAGAAGAGCAAGGCGUCACCGUGUUGGAAUGGAACCCGAACCCGUCUUGCGCGGGCAUGGCGGCCAUGGGUUGGGCCAGCGGCAUGGUGAGGGUCCAGGAUCUGGCUCAUGACUUGGAAUGAGGGAAGUUUGGGCUCCUCUCAUCGCUUGGUGCCCUAUUCUGUUGCAACCUCAGCCAGAGCCAGAGCUAGAGCCGAU
Exophiala oligosperma is the source of this 2547-nucleotide messenger RNA. RefSeq lists its product as uncharacterized. The transcript has a single exon. Bases 42 to 2471 code for a protein of 809 amino acids. Gene Ontology annotation, cellular component: transcription factor TFIIIC complex. NCBI's taxonomy places the organism in Eukaryota, Fungi, Ascomycota, Eurotiomycetes, Chaetothyriales, Herpotrichiellaceae. Gene Ontology annotation, biological process: transcription by RNA polymerase III. Gene Ontology annotation, molecular function: protein binding. The record is from RefSeq and is a predicted model, not a curated record.